This is a messenger RNA of Priapulus caudatus, 419 nucleotides long. RefSeq lists its product as uncharacterized. NCBI's taxonomy places the organism in Eukaryota, Metazoa, Priapulida, Priapulimorpha, Priapulimorphida, Priapulidae. The record is from RefSeq and is a predicted model, not a curated record. The transcript has 3 exons. Bases 60 to 419 code for a protein of 119 amino acids.
CUACUGCUCAUGCAUCUUCUAAUUAAACUACCGUUGUCAGUGUGAAGUUAUAAGAGUGAAUGCAUUACAAACGCAUGUCAUUGCUCGUGCCUCUAGUUUGUGACAGUGUAUGCUGGGGGCAAGUAAAGUGCUUGCUGGAGCAACUGAAGAUCGUUGAAGGGUUGGAUACUUUCCUAGAGACGCUGACUUCUAUUCUAAAUCUAACGACUGAGGACAAUAAUAACGCAGACGCUGGUGACUGGAAGAAAAGUGUGAUUGAUGGAUGGCAAAUGUUCUGGAAUGAAGCAUCAAUCGAAGAAGUGGAAAUAUUCCUGAAUAAGAUACUACCUGUGAUAGCCAACUUUGCUGCUAUGUUGGACAUACUGGUGCCACCCACAGGACUGCAAUAUCAUUUGCAGUACGAAGGUAACCCUUACUAA